AUGCGAGUUGAAGACAUGAUCCCCAUCAAUGAUUCUAUGCCUGAAGAACAGCUUAUGGCAAUCAUGAUCUUGAAGGAGAGUUUUGAUGAGAAAGUCAGGCUGGAAGAAGUUAAGGCUCUGCGUGAUGAGAAUUUGCCAUGGUAUGCUGAUAUAGUGAACUUCAUGGUGUCCGGAGAAGUCCCUAGUAGCUUUGAUGCUUACAAGAGAAGAAAUUCUUCAAGGAUGCUAGGCAUUACUAUUGGGAUGACCUUACCUGUACAAGAGAGGACCAGACAGCAUUUACAGGAGAUGCAUGCUGAAGAGGAUGUGCAAGGAGUUCUAGAGCAUUGCCAUGGGUCAGCUUAUGGAGGUCACUUUGCUACAUUCAAAACAGCAACUAAGGUUUUGCAAUCGGGUUUAUGGUGGCCUACUUUGUUUAAGGAUGCAGCAGACUACAUUGCCAAACUUCAUGGGACCUUUCAAACCUCUUCAAACGGGCACAACUACAUUUUGGUUGCUGUAGACUAUGUAUCCAAAUGGAUUGAAGCCAUUCCCUGCCCAACCUGUGAUGCCAAGGUGGUUGUCAAGCUUUUCAGAACCAUCAUCUUUCCAAGGUUCGGCAUCCCAAGGGUUGUUAUUUCGGAUGGAGGCUCCCAUUUCAUCAACAAGGUGUUUGAAAAGUUGAUGAGAAGCCAUGGAGUCAACACAAGGUCGCCACGCCUUAUCACCCUCAAACCAGUGGGCAAGUUGAAGUCUCCAACAGACAGAUCAAGGCCAUAUUGGAGAAGACUGUCUCCUUUCAAUUUGCUGUAUGGGAAGGACUGCCACUUACCUGUGGAGGUCGAAUAUAAGGCUUUAUGGGCAGUAAAGAUGCUGAACUUUGAUAUAAAGGCAGCACAAGAAAGGAGGGUAAUGAACUUGUUUGAGUUGGAGGAAAUAAGAAUGAAUGCCUAUGAGAACUCUAGGAUUUACAAGAUGAGAACCAAGGCAGCCCACGACAAACUGAUUCGCCUUAAGGACUUCAAGGUUGGGGACAGUGUGCUCUUGUAUAACUCCAAGCUAAGGUUGUUUCCCGGGAAGCUGAGGUCAAAGUGGGCGGGACCAUUCAAGAUUCACGAAGUUCUACCCUAUGGGAUCCCUCACUUUGCUCAAUCAAGAGGGGAAGGAAUUCACAGUGAAUGGACAUAG
Microthlaspi erraticum is the source of this 1167-nucleotide messenger RNA. The record is from the annotation of a GenBank genome assembly. NCBI's taxonomy places the organism in Eukaryota, Viridiplantae, Streptophyta, Magnoliopsida, Brassicales, Brassicaceae.